AUGUCGACCUAUGAAGAAGAAGAAGAGGAGCUGUGUUGCAUGUUGCUGUUGUUGGAAGAAGAGCAACGCAUGAAGAAGAGAAGAAGAACUCACAGCACACCUGUUGGUAUAGCUGAGAGACUGGCAGUCACUUUGCGCUACCUGAGUACGGGAACGUCACAGAAAGCAGUUGCAGCUGACUACAUGCUGGGAACACGUACAGUGGCGAAGCUGAUUCCCGAGGUGUGUCAGGCCUUAUGGAAAGGUCUCCAGCCGGAGUUCGUGCCAUUUCCAUCUGAAGCACAAUGGGCUAACAUCGCUGAGGAUUUCUGGCGAAUUUGGAACUUCCCUCUGUGUGUAGGUGCCAUCGAUGGCAAACAUGUCCAGAUUAAAGCCCCACCAAACGCCGGCAGUGAUUAUUUUAAUUACAAGGGGACACAUUCAAUUGUUCUGAUGGCUACAUGCGAUGCUCAUUAUCGCUUUACAAUGGUGGAUGUUGGUGCAUAUGGUCGGGAAAGCGAUGGUGGUGUCUUCAAAGAAAGUGAGUAUGGAGCAAGGAUCCUCGAGGGCACUUUGGGUCUACCACCUCCAGCCAAACUGCCUGGCACAGACACUCCAAGCCCCUACAUGUUUGUGGCGGAUGCUGCUUUUCCGCUGCAUCUGAAUUUGAUGCGACCAUACUCUGGCCAUAACCUUCGAGCAGAUCAGAGUGUGUACAACUAUCGCCACUCACGGGCUCGCCGGAUCAUUGAAAACGCAUUUGGAAUCAUGGCCUCACGAUGGAGGAUCCUGGGCAAGCCCAUUGACUGCAGUGUAAACAAUGCCACUCACAUUGUUAAGGCAUGUGUUGCUUUACACAAUUUCCUUACACGUACGGAUGUUUCAAACGGUCGUCGGUACAACCCACCCAACUACGCUGACACCGAGCGACCUGAUGGACAGGUGCAGCCGGGAGAGUGGCGACAAGUUGUUACUGGUGACAACGGCCUCCUAGAGGCACGGCGACUCGGUACCGCGAGGGCAGCUCGAGCAGCAAUGUUGGUGCGAGACAAUGUUAAGACAUUUUUCCAAACCCAGCACGGUGCAGUGCCAUGGCAAGAUAGAGUUGUGCGCAGAGGUCUCCUCAAUUGA
Molecule: messenger RNA, 1110 nt
Organism: Alosa sapidissima (American shad)
Lineage: Eukaryota; Metazoa; Chordata; Actinopteri; Clupeiformes; Clupeidae
Product: putative nuclease HARBI1
Exons: 3
Coding region: 1-1110 (369 amino acids)
Source: RefSeq, a predicted model, not a curated record